GUGACCCAAAAUAGUCGAAUUUAAUGAUCACACUACGAAACUGGACAGAAACAGUUUGGUGUUAUCCUUGAAACUGGACUCAUGGACUCCACGUCGACCAUCGGGGAGUUCCUCUGUACACUCGGGGAGAUGGGUUUCAGUCAGGAGCAGAUCCAGGCUGCCAUGCAGGCAGGUCACUUCUCUGUGCCAGAGGCAGCAGAAUGGCUUUUGCAGGGUGGGGGCAGUCCGAGGCAUAAGCUGGUAAAGCCGUCAUCCCAGCCAUCAGGCACAGCAUUUUCUGCCUUUAAUCCUCCCAAAGAUGCCAGGGAUCCAUGCACAUCAGACGCUGGUCCAUCAGAUGGAACAGGCCCUUCUUUGGUCUUGGGAGCCGCUCCUGCAAGCCCUUCUAAAGCUGGACCUGUCCCACCUCCUCUGGAGACGCGAAUCAAGCAGGACAGGAGUAAUUUCCAGGAGCAGCAGAGACAGCGAGUGGCUCAGGAGGCCAGGGCGGAGAGGAGACAGAAGAAACAGGAGCGUGAGCUGGUGCUGAAGAGGAUUGCUGAGGACAGACGCAGUCAGCAGGAGAAGGCAGAGGCCACACACGACCCUUCCCCUUCCAGCAGUCAGGGCCAGAGAUUGGGAGGACGAAUCCAGACCAGCGUGGACAACCAGUGCAUCCUCAUGAUUCGUCUUCCCUCUGGUGAAUCCAUGCGUGAACGUUUUCCCGCUGACACACCUCUUCGUAACGUGGUGGAGCACAUCACCGGACGCCAUCCCUCGUUGCCGGCCUUCUCUCUCCUGCAAGGUUUCCCACGCAAGCGUUUUGGUGAGGCAGAGCUGGCCUGCUCCCUGCGCGCACUGGGGCUCACACCAAACGCUGCCCUUUGUAUCCAGACCACACCCCCUGAGACACCCCUAGACACGCCCAGCCCCACUUCCCACCCUGAGAAGCCUCAAGAAGAGGAAGAGCUGUUGCCACCGCUGCCAAACAUUCAACAACAACAACAACAUCAGCAAGACGCUGCGGCUGUGGGCAUGGAGGGUGUGGCACUGGAGGAGCCCCGGGCUUUGCCACAUCACCUGUGGGAAGAGGCCGUGGGGUAUGCUGGUAUACCGGGUGCAGGACGACCUCUCUCAGCUUCGUCCCACCGCUGGGGACGAGGCCAGAAACUAGUCCCGGGGGAUGGGGAAGAUGAGGAGCGCUCUGAUGAUGAAGAACAACCGGAGGAAGAAGGAGUGCCCAACCCCCUUCUCAAUGGCCUGCCCCGUCUGCCCUUUUUCCCCGAAAACCGGUUCCAGGGUGGACUAGAACCGCGGCAUCACUGGCCAGACCAAGGAAACCGCCUCAGAGAGGCUGUAGCAGAUGAUCCUGCUGACGAUGAGGAGGUGCGAGUGUUGCCAGGAGCAGCCGGUCAGGCAGCAGUCGAGCGUUUACAGAGAGCUGCCAAUCAAGAAGACCCUCAUGCACCCCAGGGUCACCCCUCACCCCCCAAAAAGCCUUUUAGAGCCCCCACUGUCCCCUCACUCUGUGAUAUGGCUACACGAGCAACAGUCAGUCUAAUGACAGCACCAAGUAUGCAGUACAGCAGCAGUCUAGCGUGUCUGACCCCAGGGUUAGCAGAACUCCUGCUGGGUCACAUGGCCCGAGAGAGACUCCUCCGCCCACGCACACUGGAACUCUUUUUUGGCUGCCCACUGCAGAAGUUUGUCCUCAACUGCUAUCCAUACUCCACCAAUGAGUUGCUACGGCAACUACGAGCCUUUACCUCACUCAAGCACCUUAGUCUGGUCAACUCCCCACUUAUCACAGAUGCUGGACUCUCUGUGCUGUCAGGUUUAGUGAAACUCCAGCUUGUCAACCUGUCAUCCUGUACCAAGCUCACAGACAGCUGUCUGCCACACCUCACAGCACUCAAGAGCCUGUCCUUCCUGGCCCUGGAUCAGACCAAAGUAAGCGAUAUAGGCAUGGUGGCAUACCUGCAGUCUGCUCCCUCAUCACUCUGCCAGCUCAGUCUUAAUCAGACAGCCGUGACUGAGACCACACUGGCCAUGCUGCCCACCUGUGUGCCACAGCUCCGCCUACUCAGCAUCAAACACACCAAGGUGAAUGACUUGUCAGCACUAGCAGAGCUGUGCAGUCUGCAUACACUGUACUUGGACGGCACAGGUGUGCAGGAAGACUCCCUCCAGCACCUAGCAACCCAUCCUAACCUCUCCGCACUCAGCCUGGCUGGCAUCCCCGUUGCCGAUGGAAACGUUGCUCUGGAGAUUAUCUCAGGUCUCAGACUGAUGCAGCUGGUCCUGCCAAACAGGCACUCCGUCACGGACAGUGGACUGGCCUUCCUGUCCAGACAGGUCCUGUUAACAGAGCUAGACCUGACGGACUACACACACGUCACUGACCAGGGCGUUGCUCAACUUGCCAGCAUGAACAGGUUGAAGAAGCUGUCUCUUAGCAACACUCAGGUGACAGAUGUAGGGCUUCCUCCGCUGUGUAGCCUAAAGGAGCUGACUGAGCUGUGUCUGGACCGCACAGCCAUCACCAGCCGAGGGGUGGCAAACCUUGUCAUCCACCUGCCCCACCUACAGGUGAUGGGACUGGCCAGUACUCAAGUUGGUGACACAGUGGUGAGAAGAGGUCUGGUGCACUGCUCUCAGCUGGUGAAACUCAAUCUCAGCAGGACACGCAUCACUGACCAGGGGUUAAAGCUGUUGCGUCACAUGCGUCUGAAUCAGGUGAAUCUGGAUGGCACUGGUGUGACUCUGGCUGGGAUUGCCAACCUCAUCUCUGGCUGCACCCACCUCACCAGCGUCCGUGCCAGCCACACCCGCGCCAUCCCUCCAGACCAGCUCUCUGACGACGAAGAUGUGUCCAAUGACCUACGACCUUGAGUGCUUAGCACCUCCCUAGUCUGUCUGUCACACACACACACACACACACACAUACUUGUCCUUUCAUCUAAUGACUGGAUGAGGUCCAUGGACAUGACACGAAUAAAAAUCCUCUGUCUGCCAUUUGCAGUGCAGUGAAUGCUGGAUGUUCUACCUCUGCUUUAAGAGGACAACUCCAGUUUGAAAGAAAAAACAUGCUUAUGUUCAUCCUGCCUGUAGUCUGAUUCAGAGGGUACCGUUAAAACAGGCUGUCCCAGCAGGCUGUGGCUGAUCCUGGGUCAGUCAGGUCCUUUCUUUUUCCAUCAGAGCCAACACUGCAUCUGUCAAACACACGCUCUCACACUCUGCUCAGACCGCUUGAACAAACUAAUACACACUGCUGUAGUACCAUGGCCUCUCCUGUGAGUCUGUCCUCAAUUCUUCAUUGCCAGCAUUUGUUUUUUCAGGGGUUCACUGUAAGUAGUCAGUGAAGAUGAAUUAAGAUUGCUAAAAAAGAUUAUUACAACAAUGCAGGCAGGCUGCAUCAGCAGGAAGUGAUCAGAUCAGUGUCAAUCCAGAUUUUGUGACAACCAUAAUGAACAUACUGUGCCCUGUGACUGGGGUAAAACUGAUGCAAAAUUGUACAUGUAUAACAGUACAGACCACGGGGGCAAAAACACAACGGUGUUUACAGUUUUGGGAUCCGUUAAAUAUCGUGUGGCAGAUGAGACUGAUGUGCCAGUUUGUCUAUAAGAUCAUGUUUAUUGAUCCUCUGAUGGCAGUGAGGACUCAGCUGUAGGCCAUAACGUCCUGUCAGUAUGUGCCCUGAGAGAGAACAGAUACACAGACCUGUUCUUCAGCCACAUCACAAGAUUACAACAGCUAAUGUAGCCCUUCCAACGGAUGUUCAGCCUAAUCAAACAGCCACGGUUAGGAAAUCAGUCUGUAUACCUCUCAGGUACUUUAAGCGCUUUACGUUUGGCCUGCCUUUUUUAUUGCGUUUGGUUUAACCAGCCUAGUUCAUGCUUUGACCAAGUAUGUCGAGUACACAUUUGACAAUGUAUUUAUGUAAAUGGGUAUGAUGGGUUUGAAGUAGCCAUAGCAACCUUGCAUUGGGUUUAGAUGCCAAAGUUGACUCUAGCUAGCAUGUUGUUCUAACCUGGAACAGAAGUCUAAAUCACCUGGAGCGUGAAAUGCACUCAUUAUUAUUCAUAGAACUGUAAGAAGCUGCUCCUGCUCAUUGCAUAAUGCCCGGAUUCAUCAGUCCUCCUGCAAUAUGUCUGUUCCCAACAAAUUCAAGUCCGUGCUAAACCAUGCUCCAAAGGUAACUUAAGCUUAGUAUCUACAUUUCCUUUUUGCUUUACCUUUUACAUAAUUCUGCAAGUGUUCAACAGUGAAAGGAUCUGUAAAAUGUAUUUAUGUUUAUCACAUGUUUGUCAUCCUUAGUUUAAAAGCAGUUAUAACAGUGACCUCAUUACCUGUCAUUGGUUAUAUUUGGCUGUUUUGAACUUCAUCUUGCUGCUCACAGCCUCAGUGUUGUUUGUCACAGACUAGUUUACCAAUGCCAGUCUUCACCACUCCCUCUGAAAACAGGUGAGAGGACGUGAGACUGGCUUUCCUGGAGUUACAUCAGGCCCAGACACCAGCCUGUUUACAAAACCCUUUUUUAUCUCUUCAUACAGCUCAACCGUGAUCUCAGACACAAUUCACUUCAAAUUAGUCCACGUUUCCUCUUUUAAGGACCAUACAAAGAAGCUUGUCAUUCACAUCAGCCCUCUUCAUUUAAUAGAUUUAUUAGCACUUACUUAAUUAUUGCUUCCAAAUGAUAAUGGAAAAUGUCAUAGAUAAAUGUAAAAUGCUGAGCUGAAGUGACAUAUGGCUUUGAAAGGUUCUGCAUUAUGUUAGGAAAAGAUUUACAUGAUUAAGUGAGUAAUGAUAAACAGAUUAGUAAUUUCUCUUCUGUUACUAAUUUGCGUGUAGUCAUGAAUGCUUUCUGCUGCUAAAAUGCUAAUGUUUCAGAUUGUGUUUGGCCACAGGUGAAAUUAAUUCAACUGGUCAGUUAUGUAAAUAAAUACCCUCCCAAUCCAUAAUCCUCUCUGUCUAAUCCCACAACUGUAGUUCCAAAACUGUAUUCUUCCAGAGCUAAACCAAACCAAGCCAAGCCAAACACACACACACACACACACACACACACAAAAACCCUUAAGAUGAUUGUGUCUGGCAGUUUGUCUGUCACUCUACCAGCCUAGGUCAGAGUAAUCCUCUGUCUGAAUGAUGUGAUCAUGAAUGAUGUGAAGGUAAAAGUAUGCUUGUCUUACGGCAGAGGAGUGCCAGGUGAGGGAGGUCUCUCCACCCUCUCUCUUAGUAAAACCCACUCUAUUUCUGCUUACUUCAGACAAACAGCAGUCAACUGCAUGUUAUGCUAUAGACAUGAAACAGGCUUUUUCUCAUCAUCUCUGUGUUCCCAUCUCUUAAGUAAUCCAUCCAUUCUUUCUUUUUAAUCCAUUUGUGAUUCCACUCAGUGAUGCCUGUGAGAUGGAGACAUACUGGAGAGUGCAGGGAGAUCAGGAACAGAGGCUCAGGGUGCAGAUAGUGCCACAAAAAACUUUAUGAAUUAUAACAAGUUCUGAACAGCAACAAUAACAAAAGACGCCUGGUGUUGAUUUAUUGGUUUACAGGUUAAUCCCGUGGUUACUUUUUUCAUCUCUCAUAUGUGCAUGUCUUUGUCUCUCUCACACAGUGUACAGUGUGCUCCUCUCUGUGAAUGUUAUUGGUGUGGAGAGAGGCUAGUUCUUAGCACUAAUCAUGUGUCCACCUCAGAAAGCCAUAAUGUGAGUGUGGGUGUGUAAAUGACUCUGAUCUUCCAUUGGUUUAAAUGGAAGUCAUUUCUGAAAUUCCUCCUGUUUCCCCCUGUUAUUGUAUGUUAAAAAUCAUAUCAGAAUAUGGCCUUGAACAAAAUGUGAGGACCAGCACACAUAUGAUGCAUGUAUUUCACGUGUACACAGCCUAACCUCCAAAGUAUGUGAGGAAGACCUAAUCAAAUUUGUCUCUUUAAUCAUGGCACUGGAGUUCAUAUGCACAGCUUAUUUUUCAGAAUGCAAAUGAGAAUGCUGUCAGAGUAUUUUUUACCUGUAAAUGAAAUUGAA
Messenger RNA from Chanos chanos (milkfish), 5996 nucleotides. RefSeq lists its product as uncharacterized. Gene Ontology annotation, molecular function: K48-linked polyubiquitin modification-dependent protein binding. The record is from RefSeq and is a predicted model, not a curated record. Gene Ontology annotation, cellular component: nucleus; cytoplasm. NCBI's taxonomy places the organism in Eukaryota, Metazoa, Chordata, Actinopteri, Gonorynchiformes, Chanidae. Gene Ontology annotation, biological process: negative regulation of protein ubiquitination; negative regulation of protein K48-linked deubiquitination; negative regulation of proteasomal ubiquitin-dependent protein catabolic process. The coding region runs from base 82 to 2871 and encodes 929 amino acids. The transcript is spliced from 17 exons.